This is a messenger RNA of Plasmodium gonderi, 855 nucleotides long. RefSeq lists its product as hypothetical. Gene Ontology annotation, biological process: dephosphorylation. NCBI's taxonomy places the organism in Eukaryota, Apicomplexa, Aconoidasida, Haemosporida, Plasmodiidae. Bases 1 to 855 code for a protein of 284 amino acids. The transcript is spliced from 7 exons. The record is from RefSeq and is a predicted model, not a curated record. Gene Ontology annotation, molecular function: phosphatase activity.
AUGUGGAACCAACUGCAGGAUACUGAUAAUACGGACUCUGCCAACAACAAUGGCAAUGGAUUUGUUAAGCAAUUCAGAAAAUAUAAAAGCUUCAUAUACAUAUUACUUAUAAUUCUCGUAAUUUUUGGAAUAUAUAUUUCCUACUAUGAGUUAAAUGAUAAACAGGUAGACUUUGAGUUGGACUGUAAUGACUUGAACGAAAAAUGCUUGACGUACAAGUACCCUGAAUUUAAGCCCCAUCGAAUGAUCAUUGUUGAUGUAAACCAUGAGAACAACAAUGUAUUGUUAAGGAGCAAUGCUCCUCUAUUCAAUGGAGUUUUUUCAGAAGAUCAACUACGUAAACAUAUUAAAAAUGUUAUGGAAAAUGCAAAAUUAAAAUACAGCGAUGAUAUGCCUCUUCAUAUAAUAUCCUUUUUGAGAAAUGACAGCAAGGAAGGAUGUUCAUAUACGUCUGAAAGGUGCUAUGCAAAGGAUGCUACUAUCAUAAACCAAGUUAUCCUAGGCCACUCAGAGGAUCCCUAUAACGUUGACAUUAAGACCCAAGAAAAUGAACUUAAGAGCCUCAACUGGGAUACAGACCAAUUGAUAAGUAGGAUAAAUGAACUGAGCGAAAAAUUCCAUAGUAUGAAAAAUACCAUUUUUAUUGUUCACUGUAGAAGAGGAAGAGAUAGAACAGGAGAAUAUGUAGCUGCAUACAGAAUGAUAGUUAAAAAACAUGACUUUGGUACUGUUGUUAAGGCAAAUGAAGAAAUAGGAAAAGUAAAAACUCCUUAUUUGAGGAUGCAAAAAUGGCUUUGCUUGUAUUUAGAAAAGGUGAUGGGAUACACAGGAAUGGGUUGCUUCGACUUCAGAUGA